AUGGCUAGUUCAGCCUUUCCACAGAAAUGGCGCGAAAAACUGGAGCGUGGUCAGCCAAGUGGUCCCAGAGAGGUGCACGGCCGGCGGAGAGAGGCCCUGGAAGAUGGUCGUAGUGAGGCCGAGGCCCGCUGGUCUGGCGACGGAGAACGCCUACCGUGCCUGGGUUGCCUGGCUAAAGAGGCCGAGCUAGCGGAGGCGAUUGAGUCUCUUGAGUUGGUCCAAUUGAGGUCGCGCGCGGCCGUGGACCGCUGCAAUGAGCAGCAGGCGGAGCUCGAGCGCCGGGAGGAACAUACCCUGGAACUACAGAAGGCUCUAGAGGCGAAAAAAUCCGAAGUACUUCGCAUAGAGCUACAGAUAUCUCUAGAGGAGACAAAGUCGGAAGCCCUUCGACUACUACAGGUGUGUCUGCAGCAGCUCCAAAGGGAGAACGCCGCUCUUCGCGCCCAGGCCGCGGGGAGGGCAAGCUCUUCUGCUGCAGCAGGAAUCCUACAGAGCCUGGCGGCCGCCACCGCCACCGCCACCACCACCGCCGCGGGAGGGGGGGUAGGCGCAGAGCAGGGCGUGGUUGCCGUACCCCCAAGGAGCGACGACUUGGGAGCCGCGUUCGUCCGACGUCAGCUGGAAGACGCCUGCGCGAAGGCGGUGUUUGCCCAGCGUGCGCUCGAUCCCGAGCGCGGGUUGCUCCAGAUGGCCGACGAGCUCGGGGCUGGUGGACACGGCACCGUGCGUAAGGCCGUGGACCCGACCACGGGGAAGACAUUCGCGGUCAAGACCGCCAACGACGAGGAAGGCAAGACCUGCCUGAAGCACGAAGCGAAGAACCUCAUCCGGCUAGGAACGCACGAAGGCGUCGUAGAGGUGAUGGCCAUCCUCGAUAAAGACAAUUCGAUGGCCAUCGCGAUGGAGCUCGGGCAAACCGACCUCCAACACGCCAUGUUCGACCAGAAGCGCACGGUGGUCGAACUGUUGACGUAUGCCGCGCAGGUGGCUGACGGAGUGGACUUCAUGCACUCCAAGGGCCUCGUCCACGGAGACCUUAAGCCCGACAACGUCCUUCUCGUCAAGAAGACUGACACCCUUACCGUGGCCAAGUUGGCCGACCUCGGACUGUCGCGCGCGGUGGGUGAGAGGAAAUACAGAGGCUGCGGUACGCUCGGGAACUCCAUCACUCCAAACAACUUCUUCAGGGCCGUUCCCGCGGACAAGGCCGACGACGUCUGGGCCCUCGGCGUGCUGCUCCUGUCCUUGCUGCUGCCGCGGGGCCUCUUCUCGAGCAACUUCUUGACGAGUCGUGUCCUCCACACCGCCGCGGAGAGGGAGGCACUCGCACGCUCCACCACGAGCAGGCAGAGACUCGAGAUUAAGUACGGGAUGUCCUUCCGCACGGCGAACGACACGUCCGAAAACGGCUUCCAGAAGAGGAUGGUCAGGAGCGUGCUCUUCGUCACGCUCGAGCAGACGAUGCGGGACACCGCCUGCUCUUUUCUGCGGCGCAUGGUCGACCCCGACGCCAGCGAGCGGCCGGACAUCGGCGAGGUGCGGGCGUGGCUGCCGUCCAUCAUCCAGUCCGCGGAGAGGCAGUCAAGGGCCAUGGCGACGGCAGGUCGGUGCCGUCGACCGGGAGCCCCGUGGAAUCGAUUUCUUCGGUCUCCUCUUCCAACAGCUGGUCGGGGGGCCUCGCCGUUCUCUUGGAGGACGAGGACGGUAUGGCGCGAGGACACACGGCCGGAGGGCGACGACAUCUCCGUCCCGGACUCUUGGAUGCCCUCGGACGACGGGUCUUCUCUCGCCCUCGCUGUCGGUGCGGCUACAAGCGGGCAGGACGGCGUGGCGCACGACUCCGGUCCGGAGGACGCCUCGUUCACAAUCAGCGGGGUCUCUACCAUUGAUGUCGUCGGAACCAACUCAAGCGUAGACACGUCCCAGCACCAGGGCGCGCUGUCUUCGAACGCGUGCUCUGUUCGGCUUUUCUCCGGGGCAGAGGGGGCGGGCGCUAGCAACGGGCUGCUGCCGCUGCUCAGCGGGGGCGAGUGCAGUACCAGCGGUAGCCGGCAGUCCCGAGGCGGUGAGGGGGAGGAGACGGUGGAUGCCGAGGGUUGGUCCGAGCCCGUGGUGACCGGGGGCGCGAGCGUCGAAGGGAUCGACGGCAACGGCAAUGAGGACGCCGGCACCUUGAGCGCGGUCGACGUGACGUUGACACUGACCCCGGCAGUUCCCGCGAUGGUGGCAGAAGAGGGACCGACUGGUGGUGGUACCUUUGACGAGGACUGGGGUGUCGGAGGGGAGAGUGAGUACCUCGGCAACGGCGAGUGGGGAGAGGCGGCGGCGGCGGCGGCGACGGCGACGGGGCCGCGGCAACGGCGCCGCCUGGGCAUAUUCAUGAAAAUGAUCUCGGAGGUCCCCGCCGCCGCCGCCACCGCCGCCGCCACUGCUGGUGCUGCCGGUGCAUCGCCGACGAUGACCACUCCUCCCCCCAUCGUGCAAGAGAGUUUCGCGUUCGAGGGUGUGAGCACGCUAGUGGGGCAGGAGUGCUGGGUUCUUGGCAGGGAGAUGACCGUUGCUGGAGGAUGUGGAGCGGGAAUCGACCUAUCGGAAACGGCUGUUGCCUCUCUUUCUCAGGAAGUCUUCGACCCGGAGGUGAACAUGAGCGGACAAUGCGGCGACGAACGCCGCCGCCGCGGCCGCCUCCCGUGCUUCGCGUCCUUUCACUAA
Molecule: messenger RNA, 2712 nt
Organism: Ectocarpus siliculosus
Lineage: Eukaryota; Phaeophyceae; Ectocarpales; Ectocarpaceae
Source: the annotation of a GenBank genome assembly